GGUUUAAAUAGCCCAUCAGCUGUCGCGCUCGGAGGAUCUUCAUGGUCGAGCCCGAGCGCAGACACUGUGCGAGCUGAAGAUGGCGGACGGCACGAAAAUCAUCCUCAACUCCAGCGCCGGCGGCUUAGAGGCUGAGGAACCUCUGGCUAAAAGACUGAAGCUCGGGGAGGUGUUAAAGAGCAGGGACACGGCGGCCUCGGAGGAGGAAGAUAUGGGAAAAAUCGGUGGUGAGUCCGAGGCGACGGCGGAGCGGCAGCGGCCGGGAGAGGGGGUGCAAGGACAGGCCUCAGCGGCAUCAGGCGGAGACAAUGGGCUGCAGGACUCUGAACUACAGGAGGGGCUGCAGGAGGAGGAGGAGGAGGAGGAGGAGGAACUCAACGGGGUUUCUGCCACAGAGCGAGCAGAUGGAACACCCCAGAAUGAGGAUAUCCUCCUGAAUGGGUUCGAUUCAUAUGACUGUGAUGACGAUGAUACAUCAUCACAUGCAAGUUCGAGUGAUUGGACUCCACAACCUCAGAUAGGUUCGUAUAGUUUUAUUCAGCAGCAUAUUAUGAGGGAGACAGACCCGCGGACCAUCUUGAAAGACCUUCUCCCAGGAACUGUGCUUCCACCUGACCUGGAUGAUAUGACUCUCUGGCAGAUUGUGAUUAAUAUAUCGGAACCUCCAAAAAGAAAGAAACGGAAAGACAUCAAUACAAUGGAAGAUGUUGUCAGGCUGCUGCAAGAAUGUAAAAAAAUUAUGGUUUUGACUGGAGCUGGGGUUUCUGUGUCCUGUGGAAUACCUGACUUUAGAUCCCGUGAUGGUAUUUAUGCACGUCUUGCAAUAGAUUUCCCUGACCUUCCAGAUCCACAAGCAAUGUUUGAUAUUGAAUACUUUAGAAAGGACCCUCGGCCAUUUUUUAAAUUUGCAAAGGAAAUCUAUCCAGGACAGUUCCAGCCAUCUCCAUGUCACAGGUUCAUUGCAAUGUUGGAUAAACAGGCAAAGCUUCUUCAGAAUUAUACUCAGAACAUUGACACACUGGAACAGGUGGCUGGAGUCCAGAGGAUCAUUCAGUGCCAUGGCUCUUUUGCAACAGCAUCAUGCCUGACCUGCAAAUAUAAGGUUGACAGUGAAGCUGUUAGGGAAGAUAUAUUUAAUCAGGUUGUGCCUCGAUGCCCCAGAUGUCCACCUGAUCUGCCUCUCGCCAUCAUGAAACCAGAUAUUGUAUUCUUUGGAGAGAAUUUACCAGAACAGUUUCACAGGGCCAUGAAGCAUGACAAAGAUGAGGUUGACCUCCUGAUUGUCAUAGGGUCAUCACUGAAAGUACGACCAGUGGCUCUUAUUCCAAACUCCAUUCCCCAUGAAGUACCUCAGAUUCUAAUCAACAGAGAACAGUUACACCACCUUAACUUCGAUGUAGAAUUGCUUGGAGAUUGCGAUGUUAUUAUCAAUGAACUAUGCCAUAGGUUGGGUGGAGAUUAUGAGCAACUAUGCUACAACCCUUUAAGACUUUCAGAGAUCGCAGAAAAGCCCCCUCGUGCGAUCAAAGAGUCCAAACUACAGUUCACUGACCUACCACAUACCCCCCUUGAACUUACAGAAGACUCCAGUUCCUUGGAACAAACUAGUGAGCACACUUAUACCUCCAAGCAAGCUUCCGAAGAAACAGCAGGAGCUCAGCAAUCAAACCAUGUAGGGUCUACCUCUGAGCUCCCACAAGCUAGCGCUACAGAAAACCCUCCACAGAACAGGACUGAAAUUGUUGAAGGAAAUGCAAAAACUGAUAUGGGGGAUUUGUUAACAAAGAAUGAGGAGUGUCCAGAGUCAGGUGAAAAUAAAUCAGAUCUUGAAAUUCUCCGAAGAUGCUGGCUGAGUAGAUUUGCAAAAGAACCAAUCAGCAAGCGCCUUGACAAUUCUCAAUACCUGUUUCAAGCACCAAAUCACUACAUUUUCCACGGAGCUGAGGUAUACUCCAAUUCAGAGGAUGAGUCCUCGAGUUCCUGUGUCAGUCACAGUGACAACGAGUCAUGCUGCAGCCCUGGAGAUGAGGGAGAGGACGAUAGCGAAGGAGAAGAGUUCUAUCGCAGAGUCGAAGAGGACGGUUCAGAAGAUGACGACUGCUUCAGAGAUGGCAGAGAAGAAUUGGAAGCAGAAACAAAUGACUUUAUAGACAUGCUGAGGAAUCAGAAAGACAAUAAACCUGACGAUAUUAAACAUGUGACACAAAUGUAAAAACAUGUAAUGCCUACAUUUAUUUGCUACUUGUCCACCAGCAAUAGCAGUCAGUGGACAGGAACAAAGGAUGCUGUCCUGAAUUUUUUUUUUUUUUGAGGAGAUUGAUUUAUAGAUUUUUUUUGGGGGUGGUAUUUAAAUUUUGGGCUAUGCUCUCACAUUUGGUCAACUUAUGUUUUCCAGCAAGGUUCUGCACUUCCGAAGUUUUGUUGUAUACCCCUUAUAAUUGUACCCAUGCUGUUGGACAACAGAUUCUUAAAAUGUUCUUUCAGACACUUGAACUUUGCAGUUUUAAAAAAAAAAAAAAGCCACUGAUUGGUAACGGGAUGAAAAAAGGGAACAGAAGACCAAAGAACAGGAGUUUUUUUUUUUUUCUUUCUUUCUUCCCACAUCCACAAAUUAACUUAUGUUAGAAGUAAAUGUGUUGCUUUUGCUCUUUUGAACUUCUUCCAAAAAUAUGUUGAAUGAAACACUGGCAUUUAUUUCUAAAGACUUACUCUGGCAGCUACUUUUUAUGGUAAAUAGUGUAGCAGUAGUGUUAUUUUUGUAUUUUGUAAUACUUUUAAUUCAUACUCAGUGUUCGUACUAUAGGCGACAAAGAAAUAGCACUUGGAGUAUGUAAACAUUUUACGCUUUACACAAAACAGUGACAGUGCAUCAUUGAGCACUGGCUUGGCUUUUUAUUUUAACACAGAAAUGAUUUUCUUCCUGUGGAAAUGCAGUAAUAAUUUGAAUGUUUUAAGAGUGUAAAGAAAUACUUUAGACUGGGAUCUGAUUCAUCAAGCUAAGCUAGUACGAAUAAUUAGAAAUGUAAAUUGUUGUGGAAACAUGUGCCUGCUUUCUAAACUUUUAUUAAUAAUGUUGGUGGCUGUAAAUUUUGGUUUAAGAAUGGCCGUCACUGUGGUACAGCUCGUAUAAGCAUUAUUAAGUAUGCCUUUCCAUGAAGCAUUUACACUGCCAAAAUGUGAAUUAGACAAGAAUUUUUUUUGUGUGUGUGUGUAUGUGU
This is a messenger RNA of Polyodon spathula (Mississippi paddlefish), 3218 nucleotides long. RefSeq names its product NAD-dependent protein deacetylase sirtuin-1-like. The transcript has 9 exons. The record is from RefSeq and is a predicted model, not a curated record. The coding region runs from base 80 to 2212 and encodes 710 amino acids. Lineage: Eukaryota; Metazoa; Chordata; Actinopteri; Acipenseriformes; Polyodontidae. Gene Ontology annotation, molecular function: NAD+ binding.